AUGUCUUCUCUGAACACCUCUAAUUUACGUCCAAAAGAAUUUAUUCUGAUUGGAUUUCCAGGAAUGGAGACCUACCAGACUUGGAUUUCAAUUCCAUUUUGUGCCAUGUAUGUUUUAGCUCUUGUAGCUAAUGUGUUGAUCAUUUAUAUUAUCAAGGUUAAUAACAAUCUGCAUAAUCCUAUGUAUGUUUUACUUGCAACCCUGUCAAUUGUGGAUCUUGCUUUGUGCAGUUUAGCUUUACAGAUUUUAAAGAUAUUUUGGUUUAAUCAGAGAGCUAUUGCGUUUGAAGCCUGCUUGUUUCAGAUGUUCUGUGUUCACUUUUUUUCAUCACUAGAAUCUUCAAUUCUUGCUAUUAUGGCUUAUGACAGAUAUGUUGCUAUUUACAAUCCCUUGCGCUAUAUGUCAAUAUUAUCAUACAAAUUUUUAGCUCGAGUGUUCCUAUGUCUUCUUCUGCGAGAUCUUAUCUUAAUAGGUUUGCUACCAAUCUUCGCAUCCAGAUUGCCUUUCUGUUCAUCAAAUGUCAUACAACAUUGUUACUGUGAUCAUAUGGGUAUUGCAAAAUUAGCAUGCACUGAUAUAUCACUGAAUAGUUCUCUAGGCCUUUUAGCAAUAUCUUGUAUAUUUGGAUUGGAUGUGAUGUUCAUUAUAUUUAGUUAUGUAUUGAUUCUGAGAUCUGUUCUAAAAGUUGGCUCAAACAAUGCAUUACGUAAAGCACUGAACACAUGCGGUUCUCAUUUGUUUGUAAUUUUGUAUUUUUAUACAACUUUACUGUUUAGUCUUUUAGUUUAUCGAACUGGCAUGAAGGUUCUCCCUGAAAUUCACAUUAUGCUUGCUGUUUUAUACCUUCUUGUGCCACCAGUCUUGAAUCCUCUUGUUUAUGCCGUCAGAACCAAGGAAAUCCGUCAUGCAUUUUUGAAAAUUGUUUUCAAUACAAAAAUAACUCAAGGAAAUAGUCAGCAAGGUGUUAAAAUAUUUAUUUGUUAA
Molecule: messenger RNA, 984 nt
Organism: Polypterus senegalus (gray bichir)
Lineage: Eukaryota; Metazoa; Chordata; Cladistia; Polypteriformes; Polypteridae
Product: olfactory receptor 52E4-like
Exons: 1
Coding region: 1-984 (327 amino acids)
Biological process (GO): G protein-coupled receptor signaling pathway
Cellular component (GO): membrane
Molecular function (GO): G protein-coupled receptor activity; olfactory receptor activity
Source: RefSeq, a predicted model, not a curated record